Messenger RNA from Alexandromys fortis (reed vole), 414 nucleotides. RefSeq names its product mitoregulin (gene Mtln). NCBI's taxonomy places the organism in Eukaryota, Metazoa, Chordata, Mammalia, Rodentia, Cricetidae. Gene Ontology annotation, biological process: positive regulation of mitochondrial membrane potential. Bases 36 to 206 code for a protein of 56 amino acids. Gene Ontology annotation, cellular component: mitochondrial inner membrane. The record is from RefSeq and is a predicted model, not a curated record. The transcript has 2 exons.
UUUCCGUAGUUCACUCUACGUUCCUCCUUGCUACAAUGGCGGACGUGUCAGAGAGGACGCUGCAGGUGUCCGUGCUAGUGGCUUUCGCCUCUGGAGUGGUCCUCGGCUGGCAAGCGAAUCGGCUGCGGAGGCGUUACCUGGACUGGAGGAAGCGGAGGCUGCAAGACAAGCUGGCGACAACUCAGAAGAAGCUGGACCUGGCCUGAGCGCGCGCGGCGGCCCAAGCCCUCCGGGUCCUCACUCCCCAAGUCCCACGCGGUGAGCCGGUGAGCCGCGCGACCCACACGCCCGGGAGAGUCGCCUUUGCACGGCUUGCAGAAAUGUGCUUGUCGAAGAUGGAUAAAAAGCACUGGAAAGAAAGCAUUUCUUCUUGCACUUUAUGAAUCUAUUUUUAAAAUAAAAAGAUUAAACAAC